Molecule: messenger RNA, 1588 nt
Organism: Erythranthe guttata (spotted monkey flower)
Lineage: Eukaryota; Viridiplantae; Streptophyta; Magnoliopsida; Lamiales; Phrymaceae
Product: 1-aminocyclopropane-1-carboxylate oxidase homolog 1
Source: RefSeq, a predicted model, not a curated record
AAGUUCAUCCUUAUCUUUAUGUAAUGAAACAAACCACGUUUUUUAUGUCAUGCUAUUCAAAUGUCUAACCAUCAUACUCAUCUUCCAACUACUCCAAUAUAAGGGUAAACACACUUAAUUUCACCUGGUUGCAAUCUUUUGUGGAUGACUUCUUCGUGUUCGUAAUAUCAGUACAUAACCUCAUUAGUACUCAUCAGUCAUCACUACCUCAAAAAAAAAAAAAAAAAGAAAAAAAAAAGAAAAAGAAAAAAAAGAAAAUGGCAGGUGGAAUUGAUGCUUCAGACUAUGAACACCAGGUGUUCGACAGAAUGCAAAUGCUAAAAGCCUUCGACGAAACAAAAGCCGGCGUCAAAGGGCUAACCGAUUCCGGACUUCUCGAAAUUCCCGCCACUUUUGUACGGCCACCCGAUGAGCUGGCUGAAGAAUCGACGUACAAAAGGACACAAAUUCAAGUUCCGGUAAUUGAUCUGAGCGAAAUCGAUGACGCGGACAUGCGGAAGAAGAUUGUCGAAGAAGCAAGAAUUGCGUCGGAAACGUGGGGAUUUUUCCAGGUUGUGAAUCAUGGGAUUCCUCAAACUGUUCUUGAUGGGAUGAUAGACGGAAUACGCGAUUUUAACGAUCAAAAUAUCGAGGAGAAGAAGAAGUAUUACUCGCGAGAUAACACGAGACGAGUGAGGUUUAAUAGCAGCUAUGAUUUGUUUACGUCAGCAACUGCCAGCUGGAGGGAUUCUUUGACCAUUUCCUUCUCCGGCCCUGAUCCAAUGGAUGAAGAUGAAUUGCCCCCUUCUUGCAGGGAAUCAUCUCUAGAAUACUCGAAACACGUCGAGAAAUUCGGAAAUACUCUGCUCGGGAUAUUAUCCGAGGCCAUGGGGCUCAAAUCCGACCACCUGGAAAAAAUGGAAUGCUCUAAGGGCCACCGCCUCGGGGCCCACUACUAUCCACCGUGUCCUAAACCCGAACUAGCUAUCGGGACAACAAAACACUCUGAUCCUGGAUUUCUUACGAUACUUCUCCAAAACCAAAUCAAUACUUGUCUCCAGGUUCUUUAUCAGGGCCGAUGGGUCGAUAUUCACCCCAUUCCAGGAGCUUUAGUAAUAAACAUUGGUGAUCUUCUCCAGUUGGUAUCGAACGGGAGGUUUCGAAGCAGCACGCAUAGGGCAAUAGCAAGCUUGACGGGACCGAGAAUAUAAUAUCUGUGGUGUGUUUUUUCUCGGGGCCCGCUAAUGGGAGUACGAUUUACGGGCCGAUUAAAGAGAUUUUAUCAGAAGAAAAUCCGCAAAAGUAUAGAGAUGUUGUGUUGGGUGAAUAUGUCACCAAAUUUCUCAGUACUGGAUUGGACAAUUAUCGUGCUCUUGAUUAUUACAAGGUGUGAAGAUAUUACGGUGUCGUUCGUGUUUUUUUAUAUCUGUAAUUUUUCAGUGCAAUGGAGUGCUCUUUUUUAUUUAUUAAAUUCACUUUCGGUUUACGGUGUAGAUCGUGUUUUUCUUUUGCUGUUCGUUUAUGGGAGUUAUUUGAACAUAUCUCCUUGUGUAAUCUGUAAUGGCUUAAAAAAAGUCCCCGUAUUAAAAGAAUUAGCAAUUACCCCUUA